ACCGUUCAAUGUUUUUUCCGUUCGGUGGACUUGACAAGUGUUGUUUUGAGUUAAAAUCGUAAUUAUGUGUGCUCUUUUCGCCUGUGAGGACGUCUCCGUGUGGCGAAUUGUGUAUCAACAGUACUGGGACGCAGUGGAGGCCAAAGAAAAAGACAAGAAACGUGGAAAACUGCUCAUCCUCGACAAGUGGUACCAAGAGGAGCUGCCUGCAGUUAUAUCAAGUCGAUCUGACAAAUAUGUCACAAGGUCAGAGCUGAUGAAACUGAUGGAGUGGAAACUCACUAGAGGAAAGUUCAGGCCGCGGCUGCAGCAGCUGGUGGCUUCUAACAGCGAGGACACAGUAGAGAAAUGUUCCAGGAAGGCCUUCUGGCUCCUGCCAGAUGUUUCGGCUGCAAUCACAGAGCUCAGCUCCCUGAAAGGUGUCGGACCGGCCACCGCUUCAGCUGUGUUGGCAGCUGGAGCUCCCGAGGAAGCCGCUUUCAUGUCAGAUGAAGCCAUGGAAAGUGUACCAGGACUAAAACCCAUCCAGUACACGGCUAAACACUACGCUCUCUACCUGGAACAGAUGGUCGAGCGCACUAAACAACUCAACAAAGGGGAUCCCCAGCAGGACUGGACUCCCCACAGGCUGGAGCUGUGUCUGUGGACGUGGGCUGUCGUCACUCAGCUGCAUCUCCCGCUCCUAAAGGAGGUCGACCUAAAAGGCGGCGGCGCCGGCAGUGCAGAGAAGUGCUCAGACCAGAGACCACGAAAGAAACUCAGAACCAGUUAAAAUUACAACUACAAACAUUUCAGCACCAAAUUUGUUUGAAAGAAUGUAUUUUUGUAAUGUUUUUCUAAGUUAAUAAAAUCUUUAUAUGAAA
Messenger RNA from Thalassophryne amazonica, 863 nucleotides. RefSeq lists its product as uncharacterized. The transcript is spliced from 5 exons. The record is from RefSeq and is a predicted model, not a curated record. Bases 65 to 772 code for a protein of 235 amino acids. Lineage: Eukaryota; Metazoa; Chordata; Actinopteri; Batrachoidiformes; Batrachoididae.